AUGGUCGCAAUCGUAUCUAUCGCAUCUCCCGCUGCAGUCAUUUUAAACAUUUUGGUCAUCGCAGCAGUAAGAUCAAGGAAGGAACUGCAAAAAAAUCCAAACAUUCUGUUGUCGAGCAUGGCUGUUGCGGAUAUUUUGGUAGGUGCUAUAAACAUGCCUUUAUCAGCCACUGUUGACUUUGUUAUUUCCCGGCAAGUUUUUGAUGAUCGUAUUUGCUUAGUAGACUUGCUGAAUGUCUACUUUAUGCACGCUUUAACAACGUGUACCCUAUACCAUUUGAUCCUUAUCGCUUGGGAGAGGAACCAGGCAAUACGGAAUUGUUAUGAACACAAAGUGAAAAUGACGAGAAGCCGCCUGAAGAAACUCGCCAUAACAGCUUGGUUCUUAGCCGCGUUAACACCAAUUCCAGGCAUUGUGGUAACAGCCCAGGGCAUAAACUAUGAUUUUAUCAUUGAGGCAAUCUCUGCAUUUUUCUUGUUAAUUCUGAUCUGUCUAAUCCUUUAUUUUUACCUCAUGGUGUAUCGUGAAACGCGCAAAAGUAGACUGAUUACCCAAGUCACUGUUCUGGUGAAAACAAAACUCGAAAACAGAGUUGCGAUGACAUGCGCAUUGGCUUCAGCGGCUGUAAUUCCUUCCGUUGUUCCCAUAGCAACUGUUGGCUUGUUGGGAGAUUUGUACCCAGGCUUUCGCAAGAGUUCCGUCUUCCGAUCAGCAGAGACACUAUUGUAA
Molecule: messenger RNA, 729 nt
Organism: Porites lobata
Lineage: Eukaryota; Metazoa; Cnidaria; Anthozoa; Scleractinia; Poritidae
Source: the annotation of a GenBank genome assembly